This is a messenger RNA of Colias croceus (clouded yellow), 4413 nucleotides long. It is a transcript of the gene AcCoAS, whose product is annotated as acetyl-coenzyme A synthetase. The record is from RefSeq and is a predicted model, not a curated record. The coding region runs from base 117 to 2111 and encodes 664 amino acids. Gene Ontology annotation, molecular function: AMP binding; acetyl-CoA synthetase activity. The transcript has 9 exons. NCBI's taxonomy places the organism in Eukaryota, Metazoa, Arthropoda, Insecta, Lepidoptera, Pieridae.
AGUAGACGGCCUAACCUAACGUCAAGCGGGCGACCGGCGACUUCAUUCAGUAACCGCGAAUACGCCGUGAGAUCAGCACCAGUAUCAGUCGUCGCGCGAUACACCAGCCAGCCGCAAUGUCGCGCGUUUAUCAACCUUCGGCUCACGUAGUCGAAAAGUCCCGGAUACCAUCUUUCGACAAAUACAAAGAGAUGUACCAGAAAUCGAUCGACCACCCGGAGGAGUUCUGGUCAGAAAUAGCCAAAGAAUUCCAUUGGCAGACGCCGUACCAGCCCGACAGAUUCGUCUCGUACAAUUUCGAUAUAACGAAAGGCGACAUUUUCGUUAAAUGGCUGGAGGGAGCGGUGACCAACAUCUCCGUGAACCUGCUGGACAGAAACGUGGAGAAGGGCUACGGGGACAAAAUCGCCUAUUAUUGGGAGGGAAACCACCCAGACGACUACAGCCGUAUCACGUACAAGAAGUUGAAAGACCUCGUGUGUCAGUUCGCGAAUGGCUUGCGGGACCGCGGCGUGCACAAGGGUGAUAGGGUCGCGAUCUACAUGCCCAUGAUCUUGGAGACCGUCGUCUGCAUGCUCGCCUGCGCGAGGAUCGGCGCCAUACAUUCUGUCGUGUUCGCAGGUUUUUCUUCGGACUCGCUGGCUGAGCGCAUGUCGGAUUGCAAGGCCAAGGUCUUGGUGACCGCGGACGGCGGGUGGCGCGGGGAGAAACUGCUGAUCUUGAAGAAUACCUGUGAUGAAGCACUGGAGAAAGCUAGAACCAAGCACAACCAUAGAGUGGAGAUGUGUGUUGUGGUCUCGCACCUGUCUAAGGCCACGCCGUGUGGCAAACUGGACGAUCUUCGAAGCAUGUAUAAUUGGAACGAUGACGUCGACGUCUGGUGGCACGAUCUCAUCGAAGAUCAGUCUGACGUGUGUCCCCCCGAGUGGAUGGGGUCAGAGGAGCCCCUCUUUAUGCUGUAUACGAGCGGAUCUACGGGCAAGCCCAAAGGGGUAUUGCAUACAACAGGGGGCUACUUACUGUACGCAGCUACAACCUUCCGCUACGUAUUCGACUACAGUCCGAACGACAUCUAUUUCUGCACAGCCGAUGUCGGCUGGAUCACCGGACACACCUACGUCGUGUAUGCGCCUUUGGCUAAUUGCGCAACCUCUGUUAUGUUCGAAGGCACACCCUUCUAUCCAGACAAGGACCGUUACUGGGCGGUGGUAGAGAAGUACAAGGUGACUCAGAUGUACACAGCUCCUACUGCCAUCAGGUCGCUUAUGAAGUUCGGAGAGAACUAUGUCACUAAACACGACAUGAAAUCCCUUCGGGUACUGGGCAGUGUUGGGGAGCCAAUUAAUCCAGAAGCGUGGCACUGGUACCACAAACUCGUGGGCGCCGGACGAUGCUCCAUUGUAGAUACCUUCUGGCAGACGGAAACCGGUGGCCACGUCAUCACCAGUCUACCUGGAGCCACUCCCAUGAAACCUGGUGCUGCUGGGUUCCCAUUCUUUGGCGUCGCGCCGAGUAUCCUUGAUGAGAACGGCAAAGUGAUCGAAGGGCCUGGCGAGGGCUACCUGGUGUUCAACAGGCCCUGGCCCGGUGUGAUGCGCACCCUCUUUGGGGACCACGAGCGCUACCAGAAGGUCUACUUCUCCAAGUUCCCGGGAUACUAUUGUACUGGGGACGGUGCGCGACGUGAUGAAGACGGCUUGAUCUGGGUAACUGGUCGCAUCGACGACAUGCUGAACGUGUCCGGUCACCUGAUGUCCACCGCUGAAGUGGAGAGCGUGCUCACAGAGGACCCCCACGUGUCUGAAGCCGCCGUGGUCUCCCGCCCUCACCCACAAAAGGGAGAAUCGCUCUACUGCUUCGUGAUCCUCAACGAGGGCGUCCAGUACGACCCCGCUAUAACCGACGCACUUAAGAAGCACAUCCGCAGCAGAAUUGGCGCCUUCGCCGCUCCUGAUGUCAUUCACUUCGCCUCUGGCCUGCCCAAGACCAGGUCUGGUAAGAUCAUGAGAAGGAUACUGCGUAAGAUCGCUGUGGGUGACUCCGACAUCGGAGACACUUCCACUCUCGCCGACCCCGCCGUAGUCGAGGAGCUCUUCAAAAACAGGAAGUAAACAGGUUAUUUAUUAAGUUCGAUCAGCCUAUGUCAUGCUAUUAUGGACGCAUUUUAGAUAUUAAACGCUCAAUGUUAUCGCGAAUAUCAAAUGUGUAGUUAAUUUUCGACAGUUCGCAUUUCGUUUAUGCUUUAUCUGAGGUUACCUGUGCCAAAGUUUUUUAACAUCAAUGGCAUGUAAAUUUUGUUUUAUAAUAUUAAAUAUGUAUUAUAAUACUCGUAUCGCUGAUGAACUGUUGAGCGAUUAAAUUUUUAGCGUUAUUUAUUUUAAGCCGUCCGAGUCUACAAUUUUUAAGCCCAAAUAAUAUACACAUCGGGUUUAUAUAUUAUAUGAACUUAAAAUAAUAUUUACAAAAACUUAGUAAAUCAUAAAGGAAAAUACACAAGAUGUUAACGUCUAAGGUACAAUAUUGUAUCUGUGGAUACCUUUUUCCCGCGCAUUCCUUUAUCCGUCGAAAAUGCGUUUCAUUUUUUGUUACAGGCAUUCCAUUUAAAUAAAUUCAUAAGUAGUGUUUAGAUGUAGGUAAAUUGGUUAGUAUUAUUAUAAUUCAACAUUUAUGUAUUGUACCAAGCUUACAAUGGUCACAUUUAUGAAAUGUAAAUGGUAAUAUAAUAUUAGAACAAAAUGCACCCACUUGUAGAACAAUUCAUUCGUAAAUAGAAGAAAUAAUUGUUAUUUAUUUCACGAAAAAAGGUUGGUUGGUUGGUAUAUAUAUGUUGGUAUGGUUUAUUGUAAUAGAAAUAAAUGUAUUAAAGAGGAACGUGUACACAUAAAUUAUUUGUGUGAAACAUUAUCCGUGUAAUUUUGAUUAAUUUAUAACAGUAUUUUGAAAAUAAUCUAUAGGUACCUAACAAGCGCACGUGUGAUUGUAACCGUAGACUUAUUAUUAUGCAUCAAAGCACUGUUUUGUGAUGCACGAUGAAUUUGCAAAUAUAAUUAAUUGAUAUACAUUAUAUUACAAUGUGUUCUUUGUGUAAAUGUGUGUUGUAUUCGAGCCACAAGCGCCAAUGCGAUAGUAGCUGAAUAGGUAUGUAUCGCCGCAUAUCAUUCCCAAAAAACUGUUGGAUAUUAAAAUUUAAAAGCUAGUUAUAUUGUGCGAUCCUUAAUCACUUCUAGAUUCUUUCUCCACUCUUUUCUUCAUAUUAUUUAGAUAAAACCCUUAACAUUUAUAUGUUUAAAAUUAAUGGGACCUUGAGAAGUUAAAAUAUUAUACCCAAUGUUAUUUCGGCUUGCACAUUAUACAAUAAAAAUAUCUAUGUUAAAAAAUAAUUUCACUGGACAUAAAUUAUUUCUUCUAUAUCCAAUGUAAUCCACAUGCGUCUGCCGUCUACAUUGUGGUAAGAUUUUUCAAAAAUUUUAAGUCUACUAGCAAAUCUACUGCAAGUAUAAUGUGCAAGCUACUUUAUAAAUUCCUAUAAAAUUAUUUUUUGUGUGUCGUACAUAAUCGCUGUUGUUAUUUGUUGUUGUCUAUAAUAUAAUAUAUAGAAUUAUAAAAUAUAGUUAUGCUAUGCACCAUAGUAUGUUCAAUCAAUCACAAAUAUACGCAAACUUAACGUCCAAUCAAAUUGGAUAUUGCUUUUCGACGAUUUUGUGAGAUAUUUUAAAAUAUGUAUAUUAAGUUGAGUAUACAUGUGAGAAUGUGGUAGAUAAUUUUUAGUUAUUAAUUCUAUACGUUUUCAUAAACGCACAGAUUCUUUUUGAUAUUAUAUAACUUAAAAGAAUUGAUAUAUUGUAUUUAUAUAUCACGAGCCUGAACAAAAAAAUACCUAUUAACAUUCAUUUUUGUUGAAAUAUUUUAUACCAUCAGAAACACAAGAUAUUCUUCUAAAGCUAUGUUAUUGUUACCUAAAAACAAUUUCAACUAAUGUGUAAUUCGGGAAUCGAACUUAGUCUAAUUGAUUGAAACAAACACGUAUAAUUAAAAUAAUUUAUUAUUAAUAUAAAAAUGUGUUGAAAUUAAUUAUUAUUUGUUAAAUCGUAUACAUAUAUGAAAAAGCAAAUACAACAUACCUAUAUAAAUUAAAAGCUUAAAUUCAAACAGUUUGUUGUAUUAUUUAGCCACUUGAAAUCCUAUACUACGAAAUAGUUCUAGUUGCAUUUAAAUAAUCUUUCACAAUAUUUACUGUCGAUGUGAGCAUAGAAAUAAAUUAGGAUUGUAGAAGAAUUAAAUGUAUAAUCAUAUAAAGUGUGUUAUACAUAGAGCACAAUCUGUCGUGCAGAACUAUAUAAUAGUUGUUAAUAUUUAAGAAACAUUGUGAUCGUGUAAUGAAACGGACAUAUCAUUAAACGUGAUAUUAUUCCA